UUUUAAAUAAAAUGAAAGAUAUAUAAUGAUAAUGUAAUAUUUUGAUAAAAAAUAUUUUUAUAUAAUUUAUAUAAAAAAUUUUUCAAGUUUAUGAUUUAUUAUAUUAAUUUCAUUAAUUUCAAUUAUAUAUUAUUAAUAAUAGUCAAGAUGCAAAACGAUUAUAAUCUUUGUAAAUUUUCAAAAUUUAAGAGUACUGCAGGAGAAACAAUGGGAAAUUGGGGAUUUUCUAACAGAAUUUCAAAUUCCGGUCAAGAACUUAAACGUUUGAGAUGUCUAUUUAACAAAAUGGAUUCUAUGAGAACUACAAAACCAAUGAUGUGUGUAAAAUAUAAUUAUUUAUAUGAUCCAGAAGCAUGGGGUACAAAACCUAGUCCUGAAGAGUGUAAACCAAUUUGGAUGACUUUUCCUAUGAGACGACCUCUUAUUACAUAUAGUUCUACUGCUACUAUAUUAUUAACUUCAAAUUUAAAUGAGAUUGGAACAGAUUUGCUUUAUCCUAUUCCAGGCCGAAGUUAUGUAUUACAGGGUACAGAUAAAUGGUAUCGAUGUAGAUAAUGCAAUGUACCAUGUCCUACGCCUCGAUGUAAUUAAUAGCAGAUAUUUAUGUUCAAAACUAAUAAUAAUGUAUAUACAAAUAAAAAAUAUACAAUAUUAA
This is a messenger RNA of Apis laboriosa (Himalayan honeybee), 655 nucleotides long. RefSeq lists its product as uncharacterized. The record is from RefSeq and is a predicted model, not a curated record. Lineage: Eukaryota; Metazoa; Arthropoda; Insecta; Hymenoptera; Apidae. Bases 91 to 555 code for a protein of 154 amino acids. The transcript is spliced from 3 exons.